Penicillium chermesinum is the source of this 288-nucleotide messenger RNA. RefSeq lists its product as uncharacterized. The transcript has a single exon. Bases 1 to 288 code for a protein of 95 amino acids. The record is from RefSeq and is a predicted model, not a curated record. NCBI's taxonomy places the organism in Eukaryota, Fungi, Ascomycota, Eurotiomycetes, Eurotiales, Aspergillaceae.
AUGACACUCCAGUAUCGGGCGGAGAAGCUCGUGGCCUUAUGUCCUACCGAAACGUGCAAGCGACGACCAUGGUAUUGCCCGCAGAUUCUCUCAUGGUUGAAACGUACAAUCGGACACACAGGAUCUACACCUCUCAACAGAAAGCUGAAGCGUUUCGAGAGGGAGGAUGCCAUUGGAAGAAACACUGGGCCGGAAUGUGACUUCACUGACCGCCGAAUUGCUAUUCCUAGCCAAGUCUACUCGACCCCCAUGGAUGAUGUUGCGAUGACUAUUCAAGAUGGGGCGUGA